Toxorhynchites rutilus septentrionalis is the source of this 8119-nucleotide messenger RNA. RefSeq names its product chaoptin. The record is from RefSeq and is a predicted model, not a curated record. Bases 571 to 4644 code for a protein of 1357 amino acids. Lineage: Eukaryota; Metazoa; Arthropoda; Insecta; Diptera; Culicidae. The transcript has 5 exons. Gene Ontology annotation, molecular function: protein binding.
CAGCGCGUACGGUAAGUCGCUGUUCAGAUAGUCGAUCCGCGAUCCGUGUGCUUUAAUCGUUCGUGGUCACACGCAUCUACCAGUGGCCAGUGUGCGAGUGAGGUGGCAACAGUUAAGGAAGAAAGCACAAGUGGUUUUUUUUAUUUACAUAGGAAUUUGAGAGGAAGUCAUGCAAUAAGAACCGAACGGUGCGCCAAAUAGUUUGGGAAAUUUCUUCCAACGGGUACCAAACCAAAGGAAACCCACUCACAUGCGUGUGACGUUCACUUCGAUCGCUGCAAUUACGGGAAGUGCAAAUGCAGUGGAAAGCCGCAGAAAAUUAAAACAUCCUCUUGCACGCUCUCGCGGUUCAAGAAAGAGGCAAUAACAAUAAACAAUUGUGGUUAGAGAAAAAGUGCUCUCCGUAAUAAUCGUUUCGUCCUAAUCUCUCUUGGCGGUAAAUUGUCGAACUGUUUAUUGGUGAAUUGCUUCAGUUAAUUUGUGCACGUUAUUUGAUGAUCCAGCCGAUGAUCUCUCGCUCUGUUGUAGUCUAGCGUGACGCGCCUCACAUCGAUUUACUACUGACCGGCCAUGUUGGCGCAUUGGACAUUACUAUUCUUGGCCACGGUCGCUGCCAGAACCACCUACGUUAGCGCAUGGCGCCCCUGCCCCGAAUUGGAUGCUGCGAUCAAGCUACCCUGCCGAUGUAACAUCGAAGCGGUUGGAAACAACAGCCAGUAUGGAUUCAUCGCCGUUGACUGUGAACGUACGGCCCUAUCAGGUGGAUUCCCUUCCGGCCUACCGAUCAUCUCAUUUUCACAUCGCAACAGUGGGCAUCACUUGAUUCCAGACCUAUCGAUGCUGAGUGCUUCAAUAAGACGCUUGGAUUUUUCGAACAAUGGAAUACGAACGAUUCCCGAAAAGUCCUUCUCUGUGAUAGGCGAAUACGUUAGCGAACUACGCUUGGCAAACAACCUUCUAGGAGACAAUCUGAAUCCAAUCUUCUCAACCACUGAGCUGCAAGCAUUGAAAAACGUAAAAAUCCUCGACAUCUCCUUCAACCAGAUAAUGGCCCUUGAUGAAGGAAUCUUCCUGGGAUGUCGAAAGCUGCAGGAAAUCCAACUGGAUGGCAACAAACUGUCCACUGUACCAGCAACUUCCUUCAAAGACCUGCCAUCUCUUAGAAUAAUUUCCUUGAGGAAUAACUUCAUCGAGAAUAUUUCGUCCGAUUCAUUUGCCUUCGCCAAUAAAAUCGAUCGGAUUGAUUUGCGCUACAACCGAAUCCACAGUUUGAAACCGAAUGCGUUCUCCAACCUACAAACAAUGAAGGAACUACUACUGGCAGGAAAUCUGAUCAAUAGCGUGGAUGAACGAGCUUUCAUGGGUUCGGAUGCGAUUCAGAAAUUGGAUCUAUCGGACAAUUUGAUUGGAGAAAUUCCUUCCGCCGCUUUGAGCUCUAUUGAGUCUCUCAAAGUGCUGAAUCUUUCCCUGAACAAUAUCGACAAACUGGAAUCGAAGCACCUACAGCUGUUGAAGAACCUGCAGAUAUUGGACAUCAGCCGUAAUAUAAUUGCUUCCGUGCUUCCGGGAACUUUCCGCGAACAAUCGCUCUUGAAAUAUUUGGAUCUCAGCUUGAACUCACUUCGCACAAUCGAAGACGAUGCCUUCGAGGGUUUGGACAAUCUGCAGACACUGAUCUUGCGAGAUAAUAACAUUUUGUUGAUUCCCGGGAGUGCAUUGGGACGGUUGCCUCGGCUCUCCAACUUGUAUCUGGACUUCAACCGCGUUGCUGCCCUAUCGUCUAACAUUUUGAAAUCAAUUCAGCCGGAAAAUAUUCGCUAUCUAUCGCUGUCACGAAAUGUGAUCCGUGAAUUCCCUGCCAACAGUUUUACUUCGUUCAAGAAAUUGAUAUACCUGGACAUCUCUGGCAACAGUUUGGGAGUCAUCAGUGAGGACACAUUCGCGGGACUGGACAGCACUCUACUGGAGAUAAAAAUGUCGUAUAACAAAAUUUCAACGUUCCGUAAGAUUGAUCUCCCCAAACUCAGGCGAUUAGACAUCAGCUCUAACAGUAUCGAUGACUUGACGGUGGAUGCUUUCCACAAACUGGGCAAUCUUCUGUACUUGAACAUGAGCGGAAAUGAGCAUAUCACCCAAAUCACCAGGACUAUGAUUUAUCCGCUGAACAAACUGCAGGUAAUCGAUAUUAGCAACAACGGAAUAAAAACGAUUCAAGCGGAUCUUUUCCACAAUAAUACGGAACUGAGAAUUAUUCUUUUGAACCACAACCAUUUGAAGAUGAUUGAGGAGAAUACAUUCAUGGCUCUGAACAAUCUGUUCAAUGUGGACAUUUCGCACAAUGAAAUCACGACCAUCAAAUCCCGGUCCUUCAUCAACACGGUCAACCUGAGAACGCUAAACCUGCGCGGAAACAAACUGAUCGAGCUGAGAGCCGAUAUAUUCAACAGUGAAACCGCAAUGGAGACACUCGAUCUUUCGGAUAACGAAAUUGGUGUUUUCGGACCAAACACAUUUAAAAUUCACCCAAGACUGCGAAAAAUUUUCCUAGCAAAUAACAAACUGCAGCGAUUCAGUCCCGAGUUGAUCAAUUCGUUGGAUUUUCUGGAAGUGAUCGAUCUGAGCAAUAAUCAGCUGAUAGCAAUCGAUCAGUUGGACUAUGCGCGAUUCGCGAAUCUACGAGAGCUUUACUUCGCUAGGAACCAGAUCGAGAUAGUGAGUGAUAUGGCGUUCCACAAUUCAACGCAACUGCAGAUAGUGGACUUGAGCGGCAACAAGCUUGAACGACUGACGGAGCGAGUUUUCGAAGGACUGAUCCGUAUUGAGAAACUAGAUCUGAGCCAUAAUGCGCUACAAGAGCUCCCGGAAGGAAUCUUCGACAAAAGCCGUAUUCAAAAGGUUGAAAACUUAAUUCUGACGAACAAUAGUUUCCGAUCGAUUCCGUUAGGCGCAUUGAAAGACCAGCAUGACACUAUUUACAAGCUGGAUAUGAGCUAUAACCAGCUGAAGGAUAUCCCCGCCACAAACACGCACAUGGUGAUGACCAAUAUCAAGAAUAUCGACUUCUCGUUCAAUCCGAUGUCGGAACAAGCCACCAAGAUUCUGUUGGAGCAACCGAAAACAACUAGACAUCUGAAUUUGGCUCACACAGGCAUAGAGCGGCUGCCAAUUCUUGAGACACCGUACCUUCAGUCGUUAAAUCUGUCCAUGAAUAAUAUCAGCUCUAUAGGGGAACGCGUUUUUGAAAAGACCACUCUGCUCCAGGUGUUGGAUGUUUCAUUCAAUAAACUCGAGAAUAUCGACGGUAUGAAUCAGAUUUGGCCCAAACUCAGUUUGUUGAGCUAUCUCGAUUUGUCGAACAAUCCCAUCAAAACAAUCGUUACACAUGCGUUCGACUCGCUGGAAGCCCUAAGGACACUAAAAAUCAAAGAUCUUUCCGAAAUUACCAGACUGGAAAAGAACGCCUUUAAGCCGCUCAGUAGUUUGUCCGUAUUAGAGGCUUACAACUUCGCCAAAUUAGGUUACAUUGACGUUCAAGGGAUUCUUCAGGAGCUUCCAUCGCUGGCAUCGCUUGACAUUGAGGUGAAAGACACGGUGCUGGAAUCGGAUCAGUUACAGGUUAUAGAACAUCCAAAGCUAAGCAAUCUCGGAUUGUACGGAAACAUGCUACAAAGUCUCUCUUCUGGAAGUUUCGCCGGAUUGAGGAACAAAUUUUUAAGUGUCAGUCUGAAGAAUACCUCUUUGACAACGUUACCCACAGCACUCCUGUUACCGCUGCCACGUUCAGCACACAUUGACUUGGACAUAUCCGGAUCGAAAAUAACCACGCUGACACAACCCUUCCUAGGAUCAAUGGAUGAUCGCAAAAAUAGUCUUACCAUUGCUGGACUCAACACCAAUCCUAUCCAGUGUGACUGUCAAGCUCGAGCAUUCCGCCGAUGGAUUAUAGCUGCCAAAAUUAUGGACGUGAGAUGUUCGUCUCCGGAAAAUGUACAAGGUCGAUUGUUGGUGGAAGUUGGCGAUAAUGAACUAGUUUGUGAUCAAAAGAAACAAACAACAACAACAACCACCAGCAGAACGUCAACGAUUACUUUCACCAACUAUACAUCGGAAUAUACACAAGUGAUCACGAAGGUGACUCCAACCACCGAACAGGACAUAAUUUGGAGUGUGGCGCCAACGACAAAGGUUAAAGCCAAAACGAAAAUGCCUCCAAUGAAGCAAAUGCCCAUAACCAACGAUGAUACGCUGAUUAUUGGAAUCGUGGGUGGAGUUAUCGUUUUCAUCUUCCUGCUCAUUAUCAUCAUCUGUAUAUGCAGACUGAAAAUGAACAAUGAUACGUACCGAGGCCCCCCGAUCGGAAUGUCCACGAUGCAUCCAAAUGGAAUGCAGGUUAAUUACAAAAACGGUAAGGGUACCCCGAUCUACCCAAUCGUGGCUCCCUAUGCUACCCUGCCUUACAAACAGAGUUCAUCACCAGAUAAUCAACCUAGGCCAAAUUACUCCACAAUCGGACGAAUUCCGUACCAAUAUCAAAAUCAGCACAUAAUGCCACCACCAUCGCACCAUUCUGCUGCUUCGCUACAUUCAGUCCACUCUGCCCAGAAUCCUUACAUGGCGUACCAAGACGAUAAAGCCUACCGAUAGUCUGAGCGUGUGCCUUCAUCCCCCUUUACUGAGAUUUUCUUCUAGCCCUUAACUUAUUUAUAGUUACAGAGUACAAUGUUCUUUAUUUUUAAACAAAGCCGAUAGUAAAAAAGUGCGAAAAAACUGCCAACUCUUGUCACUGAGAAAAAAAUAUUAGUCUGCAGUGUUAGUGCGUGAUUGAAUCUAAUGCUCAAAUUUAUUUAAUAAGUCAAAUCGGUAGGACCAUGCCGCGACGGAUCCUUUCCGGUUGUACGCAUGCAUUUGACGGAUUUCGAGCCAACUCGAUCAGAUGUUGGCGUGCCCCUAUCAAAAUUGAAUGAAACAUUCUGGGCGUGAAGACCCCGCCUUAUUGAGCAACUUGGCAUACUUAGUUUUCCGAAAAUUUAUCUAGACUAACAUAUAGAAAGGGUCAAAUAUUUUUGAUCAUUUUUUUAAAAAUUUUUUUUACUCGAAAAUGGUCCUACAAAAAAGAGAUCUAUGGAAAAGUUUAGGAAAAUAAUUGAAUUUUCAGAAAAAAAUACUAAAAAAAUAUUUUUAGAAAUCUUACACUGAAAAAAAUCUAUUUCAAAAACUAAAUGUCGAUUUUCUUAAAAUGGUCAUCUCAAAUUUUGAUGAAAUGGUAGACAACUCUUCCAUACAUCGCAACUUGUACGUACAACAAGGCAAAAAAGUUUUACUUACAGAAACUUUUUCAAUAUUUUAUUGAAAUUAAGUUUUUUUUCUGUGCAGAAAGCCAAUCCAAAAUUUAAAAAAAAAUAAUAAUGAAAAUGUUAAAUAAGUGUUUCAGAUGUCUUUAUUUCAAAUCAUAGAGGAACUGGUACGAAUUCGGUACCCCGUAGGCAGAGGCGUAGUGUGCGGGUGGCAAACCCGGCAUUUGCCAAAAUCGAAAAAUUUUCAAAGGCAUUUUGCCAAAUGCCAAAAACCCAAAAUAUCCGUAUUUUUAAAAAAAUAUAAAGUUUUGUUGUUUUUGAAAUCUUGAAAAUUUUUCAUGUGCGUCUUUUGAAAAAUCAUCAAAAAUCGAAUAGUGAGCCAAUUUUAAAUAUUAAAGCUGAUUUGGAUCAAGAAAUUUAUGUUCUCCAAUGAAUUCGAGUAAGUUUAUCGAGAUUUUAAUCACAAAUUUCAUAGAUUUCAUUCCAAAGUGAAAAUUCCGUAUGCGGGUAAUUUGGCAGCCCAAUGUAAACAUAGUGUUGAUGAUACACUAUGCUAAGUAUUGCAUGCCCAUGCAGCAAAAUUUUACUUUACUUUAAUUUUUUUAGUAAGAAAUAAAUCGAGAUGAAAUUUGUUCACUUUUUCUUGAAAAAAUCUUUUUUUUGUUCCUCAUUGUUUUGUAAAAUUGCAUGCUUUUUCGUCAACAUUGAGUUAAUUUACGUAAGAUAGUGUACUUCACUUCUAUUUUGUAUGAAUAUGCCAAAAAAAUACAUUUUCCGUGAUUUCAGGACGAUUCUUUUAAUUUAAAAAAAUAAAAAAUGGGGUGCCAAAUUUAUACCCAGGCAUCUCGGGUACUCGAAUUUGAGUUGUUUCACUUCUAUGCUCAAAGCUCCGAGCCAAAUCAGCCAAAUCAAGUGUUCUCUUUCAAUUCAAAGCGUCUGUCUUACAUAAUGUCUGAAGCCUUCAAACCGAACAUAUUUUUCCGCACUGUUCCGCUGAUUUUUGAAGUCGUUAGCCCAAACUUCUCAUAAUCCUUGAUAAUAUCGGAGAUACUUUCACGUUGAAGCAAUACUGUUAAAUUUAUCCACAUUAAACGAGCCUGAUCGACUGAAAUAAUUGACUGCACCGAUGUAGAUGACGAUACGAUACCUCUUCUAAAAAAAAACAAAAAAAAAGAAUGUUUGUCGAUGGUUGAGGAUUUUGAAGACUUUACUUCGACAGUACCACUUCUGAAAUAUAACAUUGAAUGAUAAGUAAGUUAUAAUGAGUUGCUACUGUAAGAAAGUAAAAUCAUUGUAGGAUAGAUGCGGUUGUAUCGGCAAAUGCAUCAGCAUUGGCACCAUUCUCAUAAGUACAAUGGUAUCAGUUUUGGCAUUACUCCAUGCAGCCAAUACUGAAGCAACUAUUGCCAACACUACCACAUGUACUCUACUCAUUUACAUAUCUUCUGCAUCAUCGAACUCCAGACCAUUUGAUGGAUGUUCAAUAUUUUGGUUAGUUUUAUCCUCAUCUAUACGUCGUUUUUUCUUUGGAACACACUUAUUGCGCCAAAUCACUGCCAAACAAGAUUCACAAAUUCACAUUGUAUCAUCCAACGGAUGGGUAUAUCCCAGUAAACGUAUUUUCUCUAUUAUUGUUGAUCUUAACCGACGUAGUUUAUUACGAUUACACUUGGGGUUGUUAAUACCAGCACUGCAUUUGUAAUCUUUGCAAAUCCUGGAGAUCACUCAUGUUGCUAAACAAUGUCACACUUUUCUUUGUUGAAUUCUGAUGAUUACGCAGAAACAAAAUAAUGCUACCUGGAGGCGAUCUGGCGUAGUGGUAACAUCCAUGCCUCUCACGCUGAAGGUCACGAGUUCAAUUCUCACUCCCGACAUUCUUCAAAAAUGGAAGUACAAGUGACGAACCAGCCAAAUGAGUUGAAAAUCACUAUAAUACAGAUAAAAAAAAAAUAAUGCUACCUUUUUUCCGCCACUUUACAUUUGCUGCCGGUCACGACUGGUAAUUUUCAAAUAACUGCAGAGCCAUUUUUUUCAUCCUUCGGGUAUCUAUACAAUCCAUUUCUUAUUAUCAAAUCUAAAGUGACUUACAGUGACUCUCAAUAAAUACCUAAAUCUACAACAACUGUUCGAUACCUGACCGACCGAUCAAGAGAUUUAAGGUAGAUGGCUAUUGUUUGAGAACUGCUGAUUUUCUCUGAAUUGAAACAUAUUGUACAUUAGCACCCAAGGGCCACCAGCUGAUUUUUUCUAUAACUGUACACCCAGAAAAUAAAUAGAGAAUUUUCGAGAAAAAAUCUUGUUUUUAUUAGAAAAAGUAUGGAAGAGUUGUAGGGCACAUAUUUAUCUACCAUUUCAUCAAAACCUGAGAUGACCAUUUUGAGAAAAUCGACUUUUACUUCCUGAAAUCUAUUUUUUCAAUUUUUCAAAUUUUUUUGAGUAUUUUUUCUGAAAAUUCAAUUAUUUUAUGGAAGAGUUCAUAGAUCACUUUUUUGUAGAACUUGCCAUUUUCGAGCAAAAUUUUUUUUAUAAAAUUUGGCCCUUUCCAUAUAUUAGUCUAGAUAAAUUUUCGGUAAACUGUAUAAGUAUGUCAAGUUGCUUAAUUAGGUAAGGUCUUCACGCCCAGAAAGUUUCAUUAAGUUCUGAGAGGGGUCACGCCAAUCCCAUAGACAAGUUGGCGCGAAAUCCGUUAUUUGUUGAAUAGCUCUAUGAACGCAAGCAAAAUCAACAUAUUGUUGUGAGGUGCUCGAAUGAACAGUGUCACACGCUGGAACAACACUUUUCUGUACUUUUUUCGUUUAAAAAUAAAACACCAAUGUGAAAAUGUC